Molecule: messenger RNA, 1225 nt
Organism: Drosophila serrata
Lineage: Eukaryota; Metazoa; Arthropoda; Insecta; Diptera; Drosophilidae
Product: torsin-like protein
Biological process (GO): cellular response to misfolded protein
Molecular function (GO): ATP hydrolysis activity; ATP binding
Source: RefSeq, a predicted model, not a curated record
UAAAUUUUUCGAUAAAUUACUUUUUUUUAAACACUUUCUAAAAGAAUGUAAGCAAGUUUAGCGAUAAAUAAGAACAUAAAUAGUGAAAAGCUUGAGCCACCAAAAUGUUCCUUGAGCUGUCGAUGUCCCUUUGCGUCCUGCUUAUCCUGCCAGCGGAGUCUUUUGAGCCGUUCAGCAUGACCGCCGUGGGCCUCGGCCUCGCCGGCACUGCAGUUUAUUUUAAGAACCAAACGUACUGCAGAUUCUAUGAGUGCUGCGAUGACCGGAGCAUACCUGGCGACGUACAAGCACUCAGGAGUUCGCUAGAGAGUACGCUUAUUGGCCAACACAUCGUGGCUCAGCACGUAGUGCCCGCCCUGACGGCUCACUUUAGCUCCCAGAGGACGUCGCGCAAGCCGCUAGUGAUCAGCUUUCACGGUCAGCCGGGAACGGGCAAGAACUUCGUGGCUGAGCAGAUCGCCCAGGCACUUUACCUGGAGGGCUCAAGGUCCGGCUACGUGGCCAAGUACCUGGGUCAGGCUGACUUUCCACAGGAGGAGCGCUUGGGCGAGUACAAGGAGCGGAUAAACAGGGAGGUGCGACAGCAGUUGAAUAACUGCCCGCGCUCGCUGUUCAUCUUCGAUGAGGUGGACAAGAUGCCCAGCGGCGUCUUCGACACCCUCGCCUCGUUGGUCGACUACAAUGCCUUCGCCGACGGCACGGACAACACGAAGGCGAUAUUCAUCUUCAUCUCUAACACGGGCGGCGUACACAUAGCCGACCAUCUGGGCCAACUGAUGUUGGGCGGUAAGUUGCGCGAGGACACCCGGCUUAGCGACUUCGAGCCGCUGUUGAAAAAGGCUGCGUACAACACACAUGGAGGACUGAAAAAGACCGCCUUAAUAGACUCCCACGUCAUCGACCAUUUCAUUCCGUUCCUCCCGAUGGAGAAGACGCAUGUGAUAAAGUGCCUGGAGGCGGAGUUCGGGCGCUGGAAAAAAACACCCGACAAGAGCAUCAUAGAUGACAUCCUUAAAGAUUCUAUUAGCUUUGAUAGCAAACACGGCCUGUUCGCCAUCUCCGGCUGCAAGACUCUGGAGAAAAAAGUGGCUAUGGCACUUAAUUGAUUCACCGAAGGUCCGUAAUACCAAGUCAUGAUUAUCUUGUUUUUCUUCAGAUGAAUUUUAGGAACAAAGUGAAACUAGUAUCAAUUAAAUUAUAGAUUUACCAAAGUUGUUUUCCCUUU